AUGAAGCAAUUAUGGCUGCGGGUUUCUAUCAACGAUCGGCGAAAACUAGCGUUCUCAAGGGCGAAAGCACGAGGUUUGUGCUGCAUCAUUACAACUUUGAUGUACGCCGCGAUACUNGCGAAAACUAGCGUUCUCAAGGGCGAAAGCACGAGGUUUGUGCUGCAUCAUUACAACUUUGAUGUACGCCGCGAUACUGUCAUAACACGUACGGUUCAUAAGACUCUACUGGAGAACCUUACUUCAACACCAGAGUCGGACAAGCUUCUCAGUGACCUUCUGCUGUUGGAGCGCCGGCUGUUCGGUCGGUUGCGCUUCGCACCCACCGCUGGGCGGCAGUGGUUUGUUUUGGGGCUUCCCUUUGAAGAUAUCAAAUCAGAGAAAGACAUUUAUCGUGUGCUUGGUAUUCCAGUAGUAAAGACAAGUGGAAAUUUUGAGUUGCGGGAGGACGCUACGGAGAAGAUGUGGAAGAAGAUUAUUGUGUCUCCAAAAUCUGAGGCUGCCAACAGUUUUGCUGAGGAAGGAGGAUUUACACCGCACCAUGCGGAAAGGGAACUGUGCUUGGAGCGACGCGUUCAAAAACCAGCUCCGCCAAUGGAGUUUUGGGACCGCGUGAAGGACACUCUCCUGCGGUACUGGGUGAUAUGGUUCUCCUUGUGGAUCAUGUUUUUUAUGGUGGACGAGGAGAUUAUUACUAUUGUGGCCCUUAUACUUCUCAAGUGGCGGCAGACGCAAAUACUGGAGGAGGAGGCAGAGAAAACGGGGGGCAAAGUGUACAUUGCAUCGUCAUCGGGGCGCUCCCGCUAA
Messenger RNA from Trypanosoma grayi, 804 nucleotides. RefSeq lists its product as hypothetical. NCBI's taxonomy places the organism in Eukaryota, Euglenozoa, Kinetoplastea, Trypanosomatida, Trypanosomatidae. The transcript has a single exon. The record is from RefSeq and is a predicted model, not a curated record. Bases 1 to 804 code for a protein of 267 amino acids.